Messenger RNA from Arctia plantaginis, 1392 nucleotides. The record is from the annotation of a GenBank genome assembly. Lineage: Eukaryota; Metazoa; Arthropoda; Insecta; Lepidoptera; Erebidae.
AUGCGCUUGCACCGCUGUGAAGGCUGUCUCGCGGCGUGCGGCCGGCAGCGCCGCCCGGCGCCGCUCAUCACCCUACCCAGGACUCUAGGAGCUAAGAGCAAGAUAUUAAAACGCACAAAACGCAGCACUUUCCCAUCGAUGAGCAAAAGCAACUGUGUAAAUAUGGCUGAGCCGUCCCCCCCAACCCCUCCAGACAACGAUGCACCACCUAUGCCCUGGUUUGGCAUGGAUAUCGGUGGCACGUUAACUAAACUGGUCUACUUCGAGCCUCGAGAGACAAACCGGCGCGAGCUGGACAAGGAGACUGAAGUGCUCAAAAACAUUCGGAGGUACCUCACACGGAACUCCGCUUAUGGAAAGACUGGACGCAGAGAUGUACACUUACAGAUGGACAACGUAACGAUACGCGGAAGACGGGGUACGUUACAUUUCAUCCGUUUCCCGACCUCGGAGGUGGGCGCCUUCCUUCAGCUCGCCCGUUCGAAAGGAAUGGCGGACCUAGUGAACACUAUAUACGCGACCGGUGGUGGAGCUUACAAGUUUGAAGAGGAUUUUAUAAAGGAAGUGAACAUGCGACUAUCGAAGAUGGACGAAUUGGAUGCUCUGAUCGCGGGCGUUCUGUUCGUGGACGGUAUGAACGCCCAGGAGUGUUACUACUGGGCUCCACCCGACGAACUACCCGUCCAUUCGCACCAGACAUCUGCUCCCCCGUACUCUGAAGUGGCCCUGAGCAUGUACGUGCGCAAACCCUUCGACUUCAGCAACCCCUACCCUUUCCUGCUGGUCAACGUGGGCAGCGGCGUGUCAGUGCUUGUCGUGAACGCGCCCAACGACUACUACAGGGUUAGCGGCACCAGCUUGGGUGGCGGCACGUUCCUGGGGCUGUGCUGCCUGCUCACGGGCUGCAGCAGCUUCGAGGAGGCCAUCGCGCUGGCGGCGGCGGGAGACAACACCACCGUCGACAAGCUCGUGCGCGACAUCUACGGCGGGGACUACGCGCGCUUCGGCCUGCCCGGGGACCUCGUCGCCAGCAGCUUCGGUCAGAUGUGUUCAGCGGACCGGCGCGCCAAGGUGUCCCGCUGUGACCUGGCGCGGGCCACGCUCGUCACCAUCACCAACAACAUCGGGUCCAUCGCACGCCUCUGCGCCUCCAACGAACACAUCGAGAGGGUGGUAUUCUGCGGGAACUUUCUACGAGUGAACCCGCUAUCCAUGAAGCUACUGUCAUACGCGAUGUCCUACUGGUCCAGAGGGGCAUUAAAAGCACUCUUCCUUGAGCAUGAGGGUUACUUCGGAGCCGUGGGCUGCCUCCUCCACCUGGACGUGAAGCACCAGCGCCGCAGCCGCCACUCGCCUCCCGCCGACAGCCAGGCCGACAGAUCAGGGACAUAA